Molecule: messenger RNA, 2219 nt
Organism: Uranotaenia lowii
Lineage: Eukaryota; Metazoa; Arthropoda; Insecta; Diptera; Culicidae
Product: MAP/microtubule affinity-regulating kinase 3-like
Exons: 2
Coding region: 1881-2204 (107 amino acids)
Source: RefSeq, a predicted model, not a curated record
CAAUGAUGGUGCAGUUCCGAUGUUUGACCGGAAAUUGCACCCCUUAACACAGAUACACAAAGACUACACCGUUUAGUGAAUGACAUAAUUGGCGCUCGGCAAAAAACAAAAUCACUCCACUUCUUACACAAAUAGCUAUAGAGGGAGUUUCAUGUGUUGCACGAUUUGCUGCUCCAUUUAGCUGACAAUCGUGACAUCUCUAGCGCUAGAUUUUUUUACUAGGGUCUGUUUCAUCCUUUUUCUCGCAUUCUAAUUUUCCACUCCUUCCUUCCAAGAGAACGAGAAAGUUAUUUACAUGAAUGCCGAACGAUUUAUUUUUAAACGCUUCUCUACAACCGGAAGUUCGCGUCAGUCAGUCAGCCAGCGCUAACAUUUCGCUGGAUUUGCAGCCCGGAAUUUUAGCUUGUACUAGUCCGUUUCCCAAGAAUCUUUAGUCAAACAACAGUGAAGCACUUGAAUCGGUUUUAACUGUUAUACUCAACCCAGCUGUCCCUAUCUAUCUUAACAUUUUCUUCCUUUCCACGAUUAUCGAUUUUUUGCUUUAGAGUAUGACAAAAAUCCUCCUGAAGCAACAGCCACUUUUUAAUGUUUUUAUGUUGCAUGUAGUGUGCUUUCGUGUUUUAAAUGUUAACGUAAGAGUUUCAGUUAACUUUUAUUUUAUUUUGCACGUCGGAUUAUAUCCCGUUUUCAGGUUUGUUUUGCCAUAACCAUUUAAAUAACCAGCCACCGUUUAUUGUAAAUGGAUGGUUUCCAAGGACCCAUAAAUAAAUUCAACCAAUUUUAGCGUGCAUGAUAUCGGAACCUCAGGUUAAUCGCGUUGCGUCUACCGUCAAACUUCAUUAGGAAUAGAACAACUCCCUCUAUUGGUCACAUUUAGUUUUUCAUCAAAGUAUGAUUUAGUGCCGCUAAUUUACUGGUAUAACACAAACUGUAUCAUAUUCGAAAACGGUGAUACUUUUUAAACAAAUGAGAGUUGCAACGAAUAAACAAUAGUCGACUCCCCUUCGGUCGAUCGGAACGCCAUCUGCACAAUUUCUUGGAGAAAACAGCCGCUUGAAAGCAUUUCAAACUGUAAAAAUAUUCUCCAGAAGCAUCCUAGUAGGUAUUUUUAAACAAAUGAAAAAAAAACACUUCAGAUGACGCCUAGAACCCAGAAAAGAAAGGAAAUCAAUUGUUUUCUUUUUUCGGAGGAUAACCCACUUGUUCUUUUUUGUGAUAAACCAUAAUAUCAAAGUAGGCUUUGCUGUAUGAGAAAAAUCGUUCGGAUCUGCGAAUCUUCAGAUAGCGCAUUUGUAAUUAAAAAAAAACUAAUACAUACCUAAUUUAUAGGUCACUUAUUUUCAUGUCUUUAUGUGAAGUUCUUUGAUUAAGCCAAAGCUUUGAUCAUUUGAAAGAUAAAAGACGAUUGGUUUUUUUUUUCAACAGUAAUGGUAGAAUCUUACUAAACUUUUAAUAUACAUUUGAUACAGAAUCGCUGUUAUACCAGUCAAUACAAGUUGCGCUACCGUUUCAAAUAUUUUCGGUUACAAUUUCAGUUCACACAAGCCAAAAAAAAAUCAGUUAAAACCCAAAUCUAAACAGAAAUCGUCCAAAAUCGAUCCGUGAGCAUAUCGUAUCGUCAGGAACAGUAAAAAUGUUGCUAACAACAAAUAUUCCAUUUUUUUUCUCUCCCUCGUACAUCGCUCUCUUUCCCUCGCUCUCCAUUCGUCGAAAACGAAUCAAUUUUGAUCUAAAAAAACAAUGAAUCGUUCAAAAUCGAAUCGGUAAAAUCUUCCACCUCGGCGAAAAAAAAACGAUUAAAAUGGGAACGAAUUGGAACAAUUUGAAUGACCAAAAAUUGAAAUCAUGAAAUUUUGAACAAUAAUGAAUCCCACACGAGGAUGAUGACAACCCUUGAACAAUCUCAAAGCAGUGGCUCCAACGCGGAGGAGCCCGUGAAGCCGCGGGUGCUGCGUUUCACCUGGUCCAUGAAGACAACCUCACCGCGGCUGCCGGACGAAAUCAUGGCCGAGAUCCGGUCCGUGCUGGACAAGAACAACUGUGAUUACGAGCAGCGGGAAAGGUUUGUCCUGCUCUGCGUGCACGGUGACCCCAACACCGACUCCCUGGUGCAGUGGGAAAUCGAGGUCUGCAAACUACCCCGGCUAUCGCUGAACGGCGUGCGGUUCAAGAGAAUAUCGGGUAAGUGGAGGGUUCUAUUUUGAUCAAAAUACGAUACA